Ahaetulla prasina is the source of this 2036-nucleotide messenger RNA. It is a transcript of the gene BMP6, whose product is annotated as bone morphogenetic protein 6. The transcript has 7 exons. Gene Ontology annotation, cellular component: extracellular region. The record is from RefSeq and is a predicted model, not a curated record. Lineage: Eukaryota; Metazoa; Chordata; Lepidosauria; Squamata; Colubridae. Bases 417 to 1952 code for a protein of 511 amino acids. Gene Ontology annotation, molecular function: growth factor activity; cytokine activity. Gene Ontology annotation, biological process: SMAD protein signal transduction.
GCUGCUGGCGGCUACCGGACUCUGUGGGGGGGAAAAAGAGAGAGAGAGAGAGCCGGGGAAUUAGAUCGCUGAGCGGUCUAAACACCCCCGCGCAGGAAUAGCGGGAGAUGUAACCCGGGCGCGCGAUCCAGAGGGUUUGCACCUGAGUUCGCAGGAAAGGGGCCAGUAGGCGAGACCCCUUUGCGGCGGUGCCCCCGGCCCCUGGAUGGAAGCGGGGGAUGGGGUCGUGGAGAAGGAGGGCAGCUCCGAGCGCUUCUCUUCCCCUCCCGUGAAUUAGCACCGCUGCCACCCCCCGAGGGAAAGGACGGGGCAAGGCGGGGGAGAGUGGAAGCAGAAGGCGAAGGAGCUCCGGCUUCCGCGGCGAGACUCCGCUCUGAAGUUAACGCGAAGGGCGGAAGGCAGAAGCGAGGAAAGCGAUGCAGUCGAGGCUGGGCUGGUUUUGGUGGUGGGCGGCGGUGUGGGGCAGCUCUUGCUGCUGCGCCCUGCCUGGGCUGCCUCUCCUGCCCGCCGCGGGGGCGCUUCUCCUGGGCAGCAGGAGUGCCGUGGGCUACGGCCCCGGGAGCGGUAAGCCUCAGCCUCAGGCGCCCGUCUCCAGCUCUUCCUCCCCAGCGGGCUUCCUCUACCGUCGCCUCAAGUCCCACGAGAAGCGGGAGAUGCAGAAGGAAAUCCUGUCUGUGCUGGGCUUGCCUCACCGGCCCCGGCCCUCGCACGGGCUUCAGCUGCAGCAGCCGGGAGAGCCCGAAGUUCCUCUCCCUCAGCAGCGCCGGCGGCAGCAGCAGCAGCAGCAGUCAGCGCCCCCGCUGGGCAGGCUGAACUCCGCGCCCCUCUUCAUGCUGGAUCUUUACAACACGCUGUCCGGCGAGGAGGAGGAGGAGGAGGAAGCGGCGGCGGCGGCGGAGAAAGGAGAGCCCGAGCAUCACGGCGGCACCCGGCACAUCUCCACUGCGCGACCCUUGCAGCGCAAAACGCUCCUGACCCACAACCUGGGCUCCUCCGGCAAUCCGAGCCUGGCGAGCUCGCAGGACAGCACUUUUCUCAACGAGGCCGACAUGAUCAUGAGCUUCGUCAACCUGGUUGAAUAUGACAAGGAAUUCAUGCCUUAUCAGCAUCAUCACAAGGAGUUCAAAUUUAAUUUGUCUCAGAUUCCAGAAGGAGAGGCCGUUACUGCUGCUGAGUUCCGAAUCUACAAGGACUGUGUUUUUGGAGGCUUUAAAAAUCAAACCUUUCUGAUUAGCAUCUAUCAAGUAUUGCAAGAAUAUCAGAACAGAAAUUCAAACCUGUUUAUGCUGGACACCCGAAUAGUAUGGGCCUCAGAAGAAGGAUGGCUAGAAUUUGACAUCACUGCUACUAGCAACAUGUGGGUGAUAAACCCUCAGCAUAAUUUGGGACUCCAGAUGAGUGUGGUGACUAGAGAUGGUCUCAGUAUAAAUCCUAGAGAAGCAGGACUAAUAGGUCGAGAUGGCCCUUAUGAUAAACAGCCUUUCAUGGUGGCUUUUUUUAAAGUGAGUGAAGUUCACGUUCGGACUGUUAGGUCAGCACCCAGCAGACGCAGGGACCAAAGCAGAAACCGCUCCACACAACCACAAGAUGUUUCCAGGACAUCCAGUAUCACAGAUUACAACAGCAGCGACCUAAAAACGGCUUGCAGAAAGCAUGAACUCUAUGUUAGCUUCCAAGACUUGGGAUGGCAGGAUUGGAUAAUUGCACCAAAGGGUUAUGCAGCAAACUACUGUGAUGGAGAAUGCUCUUUCCCUCUCAAUGCUCAUAUGAAUGCCACAAAUCAUGCCAUUGUGCAAACAUUGGUUCACCUAAUGAAUCCAGAGAACGUUCCUAAACCAUGUUGUGCUCCUACAAAACUUAAUGCAAUUUCAGUUCUUUACUUUGAUGACAAUUCCAACGUCAUUUUGAAAAAAUACAGGAAUAUGGUGGUAAGAGCUUGUGGGUGUCACUGACAAAAGUAUCUUUAUAAGACGCAGCAAAAAAGAAAAUCCAAUCCUUCUGGAACAGCAUUUGUGCCUUAAGAAAGAAUAAUGAAA